Molecule: messenger RNA, 873 nt
Organism: Pseudonaja textilis
Lineage: Eukaryota; Metazoa; Chordata; Lepidosauria; Squamata; Elapidae
Gene: C8G
Product: complement C8 gamma chain
Biological process (GO): complement activation
Cellular component (GO): membrane attack complex; blood microparticle; extracellular exosome
Molecular function (GO): complement binding
Source: RefSeq, a predicted model, not a curated record
AGCAUCCAGAGGGAGCUUACGGCUUCUCUGGGAGGCUGCCUUGCAAAUCCCAGGGCAGGUUGGAGCCCGCAGCCUGUCCCUUUGUGAAUACAGCACUGUCCUUGGCUCUGGGGCUCUGAUGCGAUAGCAGCAGCAACAGGAGGCACCUCCCCAGGGGCCUUUUUCUGGGAAGCCUGAUUAAUGUCUAACUGGGAGCCUGCCUGCCCGCCCGCCUGUACCCAAGGGCGCCCCGAGCGUCGCCGGUCAUUGCCGUCCCACCAUGGCUGCCAUCGCUGUCUUCCUCCUGGCUGGGCUUUUGCUGGCUUCGCCCUCCUGGGCCCGGCGGCCCAAACCUUCCCAGAGCCCCAUCGACAAGAUCAGCGCCCAGGAAGGGUUUGAUCCCACCCGGUUUGCAGGGAAGUGGUUCCUGGUGGGAGUGGCCUCUGAUUGCCUUUACCUGCGUGAAAACGGCUACCAGGUGGAGGCCACCAACGUGGUUGUGUCGGUGAGGGACAGGGACUCGCUGCACUUUAGCACCUUCCGGCCUCUGGAGGGGAUUUGCUGGAACAUCAAGCAGAACUAUUUUGCUGGCAAGGCCCCGGGCCGCUUCCUCCUGAAAGGCCGCGCUGCCCCUGUGGACGUGGUGGUGGGAGAGACGGACUAUAGCAGCCACGCCAUCCUCUACUUCCAAAAGAACCGCAAGAUCUCAGCCAAGCUUUACGGGUUUUGCAGCUCGGCCGACCAAUUCCACAUCCUUGACGAAACGAAAUUCACAGGAUAGAAGGAAUCAACGCGCGAUCCCUCCAACAGCCUCUGUGGACAACAAAGGAGGGCUGAAAUCGCCCAAGUUUUCCCUUCCAUUUGUUCCCGUGAAAAUAAAAUGAGAAAACCCAG